GCGAAAAAAAACGACGAGUCCUUUUGGCGCCAGCAUUGCUCUGUUGUGCCACUCGUGAAAAAAGAGCCAGGAAAAAAGCCUCGAAAGCCGCAGACUUGCUCCCGCUGCCAGACCAUCAUGUACCCUGGUGCUGAAAACUCUCCCCUCAACCACAAGAAGGGUUAUUGUGCCGAUGGCGUCAAGCAAGUGUCAAAAGAUGGUGGAGAUGAGCUCCCUGCUUGGCCUCAACCACAAGGAAUCUUCUCUGAGGGCCGUAUUUUCCACCCCCACCCCUUCCUGUCAGCUGUUCAGCUGUAUCUACGAGCAUGUGUUCAUGCAGGGGCCAGGAGAUAUGGACACGCUUGA
Messenger RNA from Suillus discolor, 345 nucleotides. RefSeq lists its product as uncharacterized. The record is from RefSeq and is a predicted model, not a curated record. The annotation marks the transcript as partial. The transcript is spliced from 2 exons. Lineage: Eukaryota; Fungi; Basidiomycota; Agaricomycetes; Boletales; Suillaceae.